AUGCUCCGAGAGCUCGAGCAGCUUCAGGGAGAGGUCCGAAUGCCCGCCAUCGCGGUCCAUCGGCAGACCGUCGUCUUCAGGCACGCAGUCGCGCCCAAGAACCACCACCGUGCCACGGAGCCGCCGUCGAAGCAACGAGCGCCCGCCGCCGCAGAAGGAACGCCCGUCCGAGGCCUCCCUUCGUUCCUCGAGGACGCCAAGACGGCGGCGGUCAGGAGAUCCUCUGGGCCCGCCACAGUUCAACGUGCGACGCCUCGAGCCGGCCUUGUCUCCGCCAGAACUUCGGUGGGAGACCGCGGACAUCCCGGCAGUGGCCUGCCGGCUGCACCCGAGGUGCUGUCGCCGCGCUUGACCAUACCCAGCUUUUUCGAGCAACCCCCGACGCCCGACGUUCUGGAGGUGCGUCGGCCCGCCGACGCUGCGCCCAGCGAGGCUGUCCGAUCCGCGGUAGCCAAGGCCGAGGGAGGCGAAUGCUGCGAAGCGGCCUUCUCGAGUGUUCUGUCGGUGCGCUCCCUGCUCCAGGUGGAGGACCCCGACGUCAGCAACAGGCAGCCGGAAGACAGGGAAGAAGGCUCGGCGCAGUUCGUGCUGUCCAUGGUGGGCAAGAUGGCCGUGUUGCUGGCGUGCUGGUACCUGUUCCUCGUCUCGCUGGACCUGCUGAGCUCGGCCUUCAAGCUCUUCGCCGGACACCGGUCGUCCACCCGGGGCCCCAAGAGCGACGUGAUCCGCAAUCCCGUCGUGGGCAUCAUGACGGGCCUGCUCGUCACCGUGCUCGUGCAGAGUUCGUCAUCGUCCACCUCUAUCACCAUCACCUUGGUCGGAUCCCAGCUGUUGAGCGUGAAGCAGGCCAUACCGAUCGUGAUGGGCGCCAACCUGGGCAGCUCUGUGACGAGCAGCGUGGCCGCGCUCUCUCAGGUGACACGACGUGACGAGUUGCGGAAAGCGUUCGCCGUGGCCACUGCGCACGGCCUCUUCAACUGGCUCACGCUCGUCGUGCUGCUGCCCUUCGAGGUCACCUUCGCGUUCUUAGAAUCGUCAUCGCGAAUGGCAGUGGAGGCCCUGGACCGCAAGCACCGUCUGCUCCGGUACAACCACCUGCGUGCGCUCACUCGGCCGCUCACCAGUUUCAUCAUUCAGCUCGAAGAAGCGAAGCCUCCGCAAAAGAUGACCUCCGAGCACAGCGACGGCCUCGUGAUAAACACAGUCCGCACCUGCUGCGCCUUCAACGGGAGCCGCUGCGUGAGACCCUGCCAGAACGCGCUGGCACGGCUGCAGCUGAGCGACCAGACUGCCGGCCUCGUGCUGCUCUUCUUCUCGCUGCUGCUUCUGCUCGGCUGCCUGAGCCUUCUGGCACGCACGCUCAGUCCCGCACUGCGGCUGCAGGUGGCCCUGUCUCGGGUACCGCAGGUAAAGGAAACACAAUAA
Messenger RNA from Rhipicephalus sanguineus (brown dog tick), 1425 nucleotides. RefSeq names its product sodium-dependent phosphate transport protein 2B. The record is from RefSeq and is a predicted model, not a curated record. The transcript has 7 exons. Gene Ontology annotation, cellular component: membrane. Gene Ontology annotation, molecular function: sodium:phosphate symporter activity. Gene Ontology annotation, biological process: sodium-dependent phosphate transport. NCBI's taxonomy places the organism in Eukaryota, Metazoa, Arthropoda, Arachnida, Ixodida, Ixodidae. The coding region runs from base 1 to 1425 and encodes 474 amino acids.